AUGAAGAUUGUGCGGCAAGGACGUUUCCUGCUUACGUCCCUUUUCAGAAAAUUUUCUUCUGGCCAGUAUCAACCUAGACCUUGGCCUAAGCUCGUUGAGAAAGAUCCGUUUGGGCUUCCACAUCCUCCUAAGAUUACACCCGAAGAACCGGGGGAGAAGUUUGCUGUGAAGUUGAUCAAGUUUGAUAAAGAUCAACAGGAUAAUGUCCUUAGAGAAGUUGCAUGGAUCAAAUCAACCGAAGAAGUGAGAUCAUUAAUGGACUUGGGUCUGAAACCAGCAGUAGAUAUUCUGGAGAACGUCCCGUCCGUGGUUAAACAAGGUAUCACAAAGGAAGAAGCUAAAGAAAUCAUUGCCAAGCUCGAAGCUGUUAGUGGAGAAGCUGUUAUGGUGCCAAUGGAGUCAUUUGGAGGAGUGAUGAUGAGUAACUUUAUUAUUCUACUUGUAUUUUGGUGUUUUUUCAUCACAUCAUAUUGGCACUUUGAAGUAGUAGAUGUUUUGUAA
Messenger RNA from Arabis nemorensis, 501 nucleotides. The record is from the annotation of a GenBank genome assembly. NCBI's taxonomy places the organism in Eukaryota, Viridiplantae, Streptophyta, Magnoliopsida, Brassicales, Brassicaceae.